Molecule: messenger RNA, 1194 nt
Organism: Gamsiella multidivaricata
Lineage: Eukaryota; Fungi; Mortierellomycota; Mortierellomycetes; Mortierellales; Mortierellaceae
Exons: 1
Coding region: 121-1110 (329 amino acids)
Molecular function (GO): N-acetyltransferase activity
Source: RefSeq, a predicted model, not a curated record
GUUCUUUCUUCUUUUUUUAUAUACAUCUCGCGGCUAUCUUCUCGUCUCUCAAACUCUCGCCCUCGCCUCUCUCUCUCACAUCGCACACCCCAUCUUCCUAUCCUCUGCAGGACAAGUCCAAUGAUGCCAGGCAUCAGCAAGGACGCCAUCCGGAUCAGGUCCUACUCCAAAGAGGACCAGGACCAGGUCGUCGAGAUCCUCACUAUCGGAUUCCAAGAGAACGCAGAACCCCUCUUCCGACGAAGAGUCAAGCAUUACACCACCCCCCUUGUCAUCCUCACCAAAUCCAUCAUCUACACCUCUCUUAUCGAGCUCGCCUUUGCCGUUUACUCCAUUUACAUCUCCAAGUCCUCUUCUUCCUCUUCAUCGUCAUCCACAUUCUUUGCAGGGGUUUCAUGGGACAACCCUCGCAGCUUUCAAAAACUGCUCCCAAGCCCUGAAUCGGCCCUGGCUCUGAUCCAGCCAUCCUUCUCGAUCGUAUGGGUCCUUGUCACCCUCAUUGUCGCAAUCACUACCCUACUGGAGAUGUACCGAUGGUCCUUGCGGAGCAACGAAAAGUUCAUCAAGACCUGCAUCCAAGAAGACCUCGACGAUAUCACCGGUUACUACCAGUCCAGCUCAUCGACCAACAACAAACCAAAUCGAUCGCAAUUUUGGGUCGCAUGUUUGGAUUCGCACCCCCAACUUGUCCUGGGCUGUAUCGCACUCGAUGACAUCUGGGCCCACACAGAGCAUCUAAAGUCGAAGCAUCUGAAGCGGGGCCGUUCUGAGGACGCGUUUACGAUACCGAACAAGACAGACGCGGGACUGCGCAGACUAUCGGUCCACCCACAUUACCGCAGACUGGGGAUCAGUAAGAUGUUGAUGGAUAUGGUGGUGACAUAUGCAAAGGCGAAUGAAUUCCGACGACUGGUGUUUUCGACGACGCUAUUCCAGGAUAAGGCCAUUGCAGGGUACAUCCGAUAUGGGUUCACGAAGGACAAGACGGCCAAGCUGGCGACGUUUAUAGAUCUAUGGUUCGGGAGCAUGGAUCUAUAUGCGACAGAGCAAGAAAAGGAGGAGCAGAGAGCCAAGCAAGCAGCCAUGUUACGGGAGAUCGGUGUUGCUUGAACCGGGGGGAGGAGGGAUUUUGUCAUAGGCUACAUGCAGUUGCGCUUGAAUUCGCGGCUCUACAUAUCUAUUAAAACCAUGGAG